UUGAAAAAGGAAUUACUCGAAGAGCAAAAACAAGAGAUCAGGGAAGCUUUCAACUUGUUUGAUAUGAAUAAUGAUGGGUAUUUAGAUUAUCAUGAAUUGAAAGUUGCUAUUAGAGCCUUAGGAUUUGAUUAUUCCAAACAGGAAGUUUUGGACCUCAUACAUGAAUUUGACAGAGAUGAUAGAAAUCAAAUGCAUUAUGAAGAUUUCUUUGCUAUAAUGGGUGAAAAAGUGUUGAAUAGAGAUCCAUUGGAAGAGAUUCGUCGUGCUUUUAGAUUAUUUGAUGAUGAUAAUACAGGGAAAAUAAGUCUACGUAACCUACGGAGAGUUGCCAAAGAGUUGGGUGAAAACUUGACAGAUGAUGAGCUAAGAGCUAUGAUUGAUGAGUUUGAUUUGGAUAAUGAUGGUGAAAUCAAUGAAGAAGAGUUCAUAAGCAUAUGUACUGAUAAUUGA
Molecule: messenger RNA, 450 nt
Organism: Hansenula anomala
Lineage: Eukaryota; Fungi; Ascomycota; Saccharomycetes; Phaffomycetales; Wickerhamomycetaceae
Gene: CDC31
Product: centrin
Exons: 4
Biological process (GO): spindle pole body duplication
Cellular component (GO): half bridge of spindle pole body; mitotic spindle pole body
Molecular function (GO): microtubule binding; calcium ion binding
Source: RefSeq, a predicted model, not a curated record